AUGAAUAAUUCUGGAGAUGAUAUUUAGUUACUAAAAAAAACUAUUAAUGAGAAAGACUAACAGAUAAGUGAGCUUGAAAAAAAAUUGAGAUUAGAGUAAUUUAGAAUGAAAAAGCAAUAGAGUGAACUAAACUCGAAAAUAGAGAAUGAGAAAUCUACUGCGCAAAAUAAUGCUGAUUAAAUCAACCGAUUUGAAUUGCAGAUAAAUAAUCUUAAAUCUAAGUUGAGUGAAACUGAAAAAAAGAAUUUAUAGUUAAUAGAAGAGAUAAGUACCUUAAAAAAAAGAAGAACAUCAGGUUCCACAGACGAGGACUUUCAACCAAAGAAAGAACUUCAAGGAGAUUUUCCUUCUCUCCAAUAGAUUCUAGGAAUAAUACAAAUAAAUCAAGGCAAUUAUCAACCUGAACUUUCUAAACUAUAUGAAUGCUACACAUAAGCAUGUCAAAGUAAAGACGAGCAAAUUAAUUCAUUAUAGGAAGAAAUCAAAGAUCUUACACAAUAGAUAGACAUUAAAUAAUCUGAGUCAUCAAAGUAACUGGAAUCAUAAGAAGAACGAAUUAAAUAAUUAAAAUAGAGUCUGGAUUAGAGAGAGAAUGAGUUGAAGAAUGUUGUGCAACAAACAAGUGAUAAUAGUGAUCAAAAGAUUUAAGAAUUAGAAAAACAAUAUCAAACUUAAUUAAGCGAAAAAGAUAAACAAUUACAAGAAGCAACUAAAAAAGCAAAGUUUGAUGUUUUUAAGUUAAAUAAACAACUUAAUGAAUAAAAGACAUAAAUAGAAAGUGAAUAAGCCAAGACUAACUUAUUGUAAUAAUAAAUUGAAAGGCAUGAAAGUUCAUUGAGAGAAUUGGAAAUCAAAAUUUCUGAAUUAGAAUAAAAGAAUUUACACUUAAUUGAAGAAGUAAAGCAAAAGCAAUUAGAAAUAGAAAGGCUUAAUGAGGAAAGUCUGUCUAGAGUGUAAGGUGAGGAGAUCUCUGUAGAUAAGCCUUCAUAUUAAGAGUUAGUCGAUUUAAUCUAGAAAUUUUAAGCAAAUGAGAUCACUUAUCAAUAAGAAAUGAAAAAUUUAGAGGAGGAACUAAACUUGAAGAAUAACCAUUCCUUUGAAUUAUAAGAGGAACUUAAUCAAUAAAUUGAAAAAUUCUAGUUGCAUGAUAGAAAAUAUUAAGAUAGUCUAAAAUCAAUUAAGGCUUUGGAAGAAUAAUAAGCUAGUGAAAGACAUGUUUCCUAAGAUUUACAGCAUUAUGUUGAAUAAUUAAAAUAAGAGAAAGAACAUUAAUAAGCAGAAUUUAUACACAAAAUUAAAGAGUUGAGUGAACACAAUACCAACAUUGAUGAUGCUGUUUAUGAUGUGGAAUAAAAGUAUUAAAAAAUGAUAAUGAUUUAAGAAGAACAAUAUUAACGGAGGGAGUAGGAAUUAAUUCAUUAAAUAGAAUAAACAGAGGAAAAAUAAAGUUAACAAGAAUAAUUAUUGAAAAAGUAAGAACAAAAGUAUAAAAAUGAAAUUAAAGAAAAAGAGGAGAAUAACAAUUAAUUGUUUUAAUAAAAACAACUUUAAAUUACUUAGUUGUAAAAAUAACUAUAAGAUGAAACUCAUAAGACAAGAGAGGAAAGCAAUAAAUAAAUAAAUGAAAUUAAAUAAGAGAAUUAUAAAAAGGAGAAACAACUGGAGUAAAGGGUUUAAGAGGUAACAAAGCAAUACGAGGGAGAACUUAAUAAGAUAAAAAAGAUGGAGAUCAUUUUAAAGAAGAAAGAAAGAGAAAUAGCAGAAGAAAAAGAAGGAAAAAGAUUUGCUGAAGAAUAAUUACAAAUUCUAACAGAUAAAUGCAAUAAGUUGAUUGAAUAAUAUGAUAAUAAAAUCAGAGAGAUUUAGAUUGCAAAUUAAGUAACCAAGUAAGAUUAACACAGACAUUCCAUAUUUGAUUAGAGAAUGUCAAUUUCAAGUUCAGACAUCAAUAAAACAUUCGAAAUUGAAGUUUUGAAAGCUCAAAUUGAAUAAUUGUAAUAAAAGGGAGAUAUAGAAUUGUAAGCUGAAAUUAAUAGAUUAAAUGAAAGAGAAAGAGCAUUAAAGAAGGAAUUGAUUGAUUUAUAAAAUGAAAUAGGCAAUGAACGACUCAACCUCACGGUAGUUUAAAGAUAGUUAGAACAAGAAGUUGAAAGCUUGAAUUAAGAAAUUAGCAAUUUGAAAAUGGAUCAAUAGAGUGAAUUAGAUCAAAUUAAUGAUUAAAAUAAUAGAAAUUUAUCAUCUUAAAAAAAUGAAUUCUAAACCAAAAUAAAUAAAUUAGAAUAAAAAUUAGAACAACAAGCAAAUCAAUUUCAACAGAAGUAAAGUGAAAUUGAAGAAGAAAAAGACAACAUUAUUUAAUAGUUAAAGGUUAAGAUUAAAUAAUGUGAAGAAUAAAUUAUUGAGUUAAAAGAAAAGAAAAACCUCAAGAAUCCAACAUAAUAGACAAUAAUCUAAGAUGAUAAUUUACAACUUUAAUAGGAAAUAAAUUCUUUGAAUGAAAAAGAGAGAGUAUUGAGGAAGGAGAUAUUGGAUUUGUAGAAUGAAUUAGGGAAUUCGAAAUUGAGUCAAACUAUAAAAAUCAGAGAACUAGAAACAUUGGCUGAACAGUAUAGAUAAGAAUCGAUUCAUGCUCAGUAAGAGUAAGAUUAUGCUGAAUAAUUGACUGCAAAGAUUAGUAUAUAGUAUGCUGAUUUGGCCAUGGAAUAUGAAAAGACUGUACUUCAAAAUAGAUCUUAUCGUAAAUCAAUUUCUAAAAUAAAGUAAUGA
Molecule: messenger RNA, 2766 nt
Organism: Paramecium tetraurelia
Lineage: Eukaryota; Ciliophora; Oligohymenophorea; Peniculida; Parameciidae
Exons: 6
Source: RefSeq, a predicted model, not a curated record